AUGCCCUUUGGGCUGCGAAAUGCUAUCUCUGUAUUUCAGCGAGCAAUAGUUGAGGCUUUAGGUGAGCUAGUGUACUCUUACGUCAUAGUCUACGUUGAUGACAUUUUAAUUUUGUCAGAUACUGAAGAUGAAGGAUUAGAUAGGUUGAGUACAGUGUUGGAAAUUCUGACGAAGGCCGGGUUUUCACUCAAUUUAAAGAAAUGUUCGUUUUUAAAGACACGUGUGGAAUUCUUGGGUUACGAGGUUGAAGCAGGCGAGAUCAAGCCGAAUAAACGGAAGAUUGAGGCUCUGUCAGGGUUACCACCGCCCGAGUCUAUCACACAGCUAAGGCAAUUCAUAGGCCUGGCAUCGUAUUUUCGUCAAUUCGUUCCGAAUUUUUCACGUUUGAUGACACCCUUACAUAGGCUUACUUCGGGCAAAGGUUCUUUCGUUUGGAAAGAAAAUCACGAGCAGAUUCGUCAGCAGGUCAUUUCUAUUCUUACAAAUGAGCCGGUGUUGACGAUAUUUAAUCCAAAGCAUCCAGCUGAAUUACAUACGGACGCGAGUGCAGACGGUUAUGGCGCAAUGUUGUUGCAGGAGGUCGAUGGUAAGCGACGUGUAGUGGGUUACUACAGUAAGCGAACCUCCCCUGCAGAGUCCAACUACCAUUCCUACGAACUGGAAACUCUGGCUGUGGUUAACGGGAUAAAACAUUUCAGAUCUUAUUUGCAUGGGGGGAAGUUUACUGUGGUUACCGACUGUAACUCUCUCAAGUCUUCGCGAGACAAAGUCGACCUCACCCCUCGCGUACAUCGAUGGUGGUGUUUUCUUCAGUCUUUCGACUUCGAUGUUGUUUAUAGAGCAGGAAAGCAGAUGAGUCACGUCGAUUUUCUCUCCCGCAAUCCCUUGCCUGUUGUUUGUGAGCCAGUCCAGAAACAGACUACUAAGGUAAAUGAAAGGCACGUUAAUCUAGCCGAGCUUUCCGAAAACUGGCUUCUGGCAGAGCAGCAGCGAGAUGUGGAAAUUCAGAAACUUAAAACAGCGUUUACUGAGGGAGAGUUGGAGAAUGACAUUGCGAAGACAUACGAGGUACGCAAAGGCGUGCUUUAUCGCAAAAUUCAGCGCAAUGGGCGCACUAAGUGCUUACCUAUCGUACCUAGAGCUCUGAGGUUUUCCGUUGUUACCAAUGUGCAUGACUCCAUCAUCCAUUUAGGUUGGGAAAAAACGCUAGAAAAACUUUAUGACUACUAUUGGUUUGAAGGAAUGUCACGGUAUGUUCGAAAGGUUUUGAAUAAUUGCGUCACUUGUAAAGUAUCAAAAAAAAGGUCAGGUCGAGUUCCAGCUGAGCUUCACCCCAUACCCAAAGUCACUAUCCCAUGGCACACAGUGCACAUAGACGCGACGGGAAAACUUAGUGGCAAAAGUGAUAACAAGGAGUAUGUUUUCGUAAUUAUCGACGCUUUCACAAAAUUUGUUGUUCUUCACCACACGACUAAUAUUGACUCUAAAAGUAGUAUUAAAGCGGUGAAAAACAGCGUUUCACUUUUUGGUGCUCCAGAACGCAUCAUUGCAGAUCAGGGACGUUGUUUUGCUAGUCGUGAGUUUAGAGAGUUCUGCGAUAGUAAAAAGAUUUCUCUUCAUUUAAUAGCAACUGGAUCUUCGCGAGCUAACGGGCAGGUAGAGCGCGUCAUGAGCACACUGAAAUCAAUGUUAACUGCCAUAGAGCUCAGCGAUGACCGGUCAUGGCAAGAUUCGCUAGAGGACGUUCAACUUGCCUUAAAUUGUACGGUUAAUAGGGUCACUCAAGCGAGUCCACUCGAGUUGUUGAUAGGGAAGGUAGCGCGCCCCUUAGAAUUGAUGGCAACCGAUGACGCUCCCGUGGUAGAUAUUUCGGAGGUUAGAAAUCACGCAGCACAAGAGAUAGAGAAAUCUGCCCAGUAUGAUAAGUCGCGUUUCGAUGCUACAAAAGCCAAAUUUAAGAGAUUUUCGGUUGGAGAGUACGUAUUGAUAGAGAACGAAGAACGUAACCAGACUAAGUUAGAUGCCAAGUUUAAAGGUCCGUUUGUUGUAACUGAGGUUCUAGAUAGAGAUAGGUAUACUCUAAAGUCUUUAACUUCUAAACGUAGCUAUAAGUAUGCUCACGAUAGACUGAGGAAGAUGCCGGACAGUCAAGUACCAUCUGAUGUAGAAAAUGUAGAGAGUGAAGUAGAGUGCGAGGGUCUCAGUUCGGCUGGUCAGACCGUACCAGAGUCUUCAUCGUAG
Messenger RNA from Leptosia nina, 2241 nucleotides. The record is from the annotation of a GenBank genome assembly. Lineage: Eukaryota; Metazoa; Arthropoda; Insecta; Lepidoptera; Pieridae.